Ornithodoros turicata is the source of this 1889-nucleotide messenger RNA. RefSeq lists its product as uncharacterized. Lineage: Eukaryota; Metazoa; Arthropoda; Arachnida; Ixodida; Argasidae. The transcript has 2 exons. Bases 57 to 1343 code for a protein of 428 amino acids. The record is from RefSeq and is a predicted model, not a curated record.
UCAACAUUAUACACUGGUGCCGAAAGCCGGGAAGAGGACAUUCCAAGGCCUGCAGGAUGACGGAACCGCAGGAACAAGCCACGAAGUCCUUGCUUUUAUCCAAGAGGAAAUCCCUUCGUCAGCGGUUGACAACCGUGCUCAACGAGGCCGAACGCCUGCUCGAGACGACCGAUGUUCCCGCUGACCAUGCUGGCCGUUGCGAGCUACUGACCGAACGUAUCAUGACGUUCGCUACUUCUCUGGAAGAAGUUGACAGAAAUCUGGAGACCUUGUUCACCGUUGAACAAGCUGAUGCCGAAUUUGACAAGGUAUUGGAAUAUCAGGACCGCGUAGCCUCCACAUCAUGCUUAUUAAGGAGGAGCCUUGUGCCUCAGCACAUCGCCCAGGCUCAGCCCAUCGCCCAGGCCUCGACGAUCGCGGGGACAGUCCAGACCGGUCCUGCUACGCCACCGGGAUGUACUGGUGAUACGGGGUCGGUAUCCAUUCUGAGCUCUACUCGUCGUCCUAAUUUGCCGAAGCUAGAGCUCAUCAAGUUUGACGGCAGUAUGGAGAAUUGGCAGGUGUUCUGGAUCCGCUUUGAGUCCAUCGUGAACCGUAAUUCAUCGUUGUCCAACAAUGAAAAGAUGUCGUAUUUGUCGUCUGUCCUCAAGGGAAAAGCCGCAGCUUCCGUUAAAGGGCUUCAACUUACAGGCGACAUGUAUGACACGACGGUCGAAAUGCUACAGGAUCGAUUCGGCAAUCCAGACUCGCUCAUACAGUUCCAUUUGAAGCGACUGUUAGCCAUCCAGGAUGUUCUUUCGUCCCGAAACGUCUCCGAACUUAGACGUCUGCGUGACGCGGCGCGCGCGCAUAUCCGAAGUUUGGAAGCGUUGGUAACUGGAUUAAGUUCGUAUUCUUCGCUGUUGUACCCAGUAAUACAACGGGCCCUUCCAGUCGACUUGGUCCUCAGAUUUCAGAGGAAACUUCACAGUGAUGCCGCGGACGCAACUGGAACCGCAGACGAUCGUCAUGAAGAGAUCAUGGGCAAGCUAUUAGACUUCAUCAAAAUGGAAGCUGAAUGCAGAGAACACAUCGCAGCGGCAGAAGGGACACAAGAUCCUCAACGUUUUACACAGAGACGAGGGGGCAAACACACUCGAAAUUCACAGGACCGACUGCCCUCCGCCGCAGCACUCGGUGCUGAAGCCAGUAAACCAUCUAAACCAACGAAUACCAAGAAAACUGCAGACAACUCUUCCUUCUUUUGUGGGAAGGAUCACGACGUCAGGAAGUGCCGUGUAGAGGCUGACCUGGCAGACCUGGAAGAGCGGCUUCCGUUGCGCAAAGGAGAAUCACACCGCUAGAGUUUGUCGAUCCGUCAAGGGCCUGAAGUGCGAACAAUGCAGCGGGCGGCAUUUGACGGUCCUAUGUAGGCAAGGCAGUCGCGCACCCCUAUUGCACUCGACUUUCAGUACAUUUUGCUCCUUGGGAACGCACCGGCGUAAGAAAAAUUCUGUCCCGGAAACUGUACAGCAAGCGAUACUGCCCCGACGGCGGAAAGGUGUUUCAGAGAACAGUGAGAGAAGCUGAUGCAGCGGUCCAGAGUAUACGUCCGAAUAGUUGUUCACGGAAAAUUUGUCCUGGAAUGGCUCACUAAGGGCCGCGAUAGAUGUCAGAUGGUUCCGAGGUACUUCAUUGUUGUAAAACGCGCGAGCGACACACGGCAGCUCAAUGAACAUUCAUCCUACGACCUUCAUCACAAGCCAUGCGUGCCCUGGUACCUUCCAAGUUUCGGUCUACGUCAUGUCAACAGUACGACGUCAGUGUCCCAUCGUCCGCGCCACGAACCUCAAGUAUGCAGCACUAGGGCUCAACUACUAGCGGAGAAGGCCAUGUGAAUGUGAUGUGUU